Choloepus didactylus (southern two-toed sloth) is the source of this 927-nucleotide messenger RNA. RefSeq names its product olfactory receptor 2T2-like. Gene Ontology annotation, biological process: G protein-coupled receptor signaling pathway. The record is from RefSeq and is a predicted model, not a curated record. Lineage: Eukaryota; Metazoa; Chordata; Mammalia; Pilosa; Megalonychidae. Bases 1 to 927 code for a protein of 308 amino acids. Gene Ontology annotation, cellular component: membrane. The transcript has a single exon. Gene Ontology annotation, molecular function: olfactory receptor activity; G protein-coupled receptor activity.
AUGGGGAGAUGGAUUAAUGAGACAACUGGAACUGAUUUGGUUCUAUUAGGGCUAUUUCACCACAUUCAAACUCCCAAUCUCCUGUUCUCUCUCAUCUUCUUGGUGUUUCUUAUCACACUUGUUGGGAAUAUUAUGAUGCUAGUUCUCAUUUGGUUGGACUCUCGACUUCAUACACCUAUGUACUUCUUUCUUAGCCAACUUUCCAUCAUGGAUCUCUUGUAUAGCUCUGCAAUUGUCCCCAAGAUAGCCAGUGAUUUCCUGUCUGGGAAGAAUACUAUUUCCUUUAUUAACUGUGGAAUUCAGCUCUUCUUCGUCAUGACCCUUUGUGCAGCAGAGUGCUUUCUCCUGGCAGUCAUGGCUUAUGACCGCUAUGUUGCCAUAUGCCACCCUCUCCGCUACUCAGUUCUCAUGUGCCCUGCAGUCUGUGCCUUCUUGGUGGCAGGCACCUGGCUGGGCUCUCUGCUCAAUGCCCUGGUCCACGUCAUAUACGUUCUGAAUCUCCCUUACUGUGCAUCCCGAGAAAUCCAUCAUUUCUUUUGUGAGAUCCCAGCUCUCCUGAAACUUGUUUGUGCUGAUACAUCCCUUUAUGAAAAUGGGCUUUUUGUGAGUGGUGGUGUGUUUCUCCUCAUUCCAAUAUCUGCCAUCAUGGCCUCAUAUGGGCAGAUACUUUCUUUGGUUUUGAGAUUAGGAUCAAAUUUAGGAAUGAGAAAGGCUUUGGCAACCUGUUCCUCCCAUAUGAUUGUCGUGUUUCUCUUCUAUGGAACAGCCAUCAUCAAGUACUUUCUCCCCAAAGCGUAUCAUACCGCUGAGCAGGAUGAAGUAGUUUCUGUCUUCUACACUAUUGUCACUCCCAUGCUCAACCCCCUCAUCUACAGUCUUUGCAACAAAACGGUGGCUGGAGCCCUCAGGAAAGUGCUGGGAAGAUAA